GCGGGCGGACGCGUCCCCGGGCGAGCGGCGGGGCCGGGCCGGGCCGGCGGGGCCAUGAAGGACUGCGAGUACCGGCAGAUCCCGCCCGGGGCAGCGGCUCCGGCUGCGCUCGUUUCGCCUCCUCCGGCUCCCGGAGGUUCGGAGAGAUCCGGCGGCCCGGCCCGUCGUCCCCGGCGGAAGUGGGAAGUGUUCCCGGGCCGCAACCGCUUCUACUGCGGCGGGCGGCUGAUGCUGGCGCGGCACAGCGGCGUCUUCGCGCUCACCCUCGGCCUCAUCCUCAGCACCAGCGGCCUGUUCUUCGCCUUCGACUGCCCCUUCCUUGCCAGCCACCUGACCCUGGCCAUCCCCAUCAUUGCAGCCAUCCUCUUCUUCUUUGUCAUCAGCUGCCUGCUCCAGACAAGCUUCAGAGACCCUGGUAUCCUGCCCAGAGCCACCCCAAGCGAGGCUGCAGACCUGGAGAAGCGGAUUGACAGCAUGGGCACCUCCAGCUACCGCCCUCCAGCCCGUACCAUGGAGGUUGUCAUCAACCAGUACGUGGUGAAGCUCAAGUACUGUUACACCUGCAAAAUGUUCCGGCCGCCGCGCACGUCCCACUGCAGCGUCUGCGACAACUGCGUCGAGAGGUUUGAUCACCACUGCCCCUGGGUGGGCAACUGCGUGGGCAAGCGCAACUACCGCUACUUCUACGCCUUCAUCCUCUCCCUGUCCUUCCUCACAGCCUUCAUCUUCGCUUGUGUCGUCACACACCUCACCCUGCGCUCUCAGAGAGAUGGAUUCCUCAUCACUCUGAAGACAACACCUGCAAGUGUGCUGGAGCUGGUGAUUUGUUUUUUCUCAGUCUGGUCUAUUUUAGGCCUCUCAGGUUUUCACACUUACUUAGUCGCCUCCAACCUGACGACCAACGAAGAUAUCAAAGGGUCCUGGUCAAAUAAGAGGGGCUCAGAGUUUGCCAAUCCUUACAGCCAUAAAAGCAUCCUCACAAACUGCUGUGCUGUGCUGUGUGGACCAUUCCAUCCCAGUUUGAUAGACAGGAGAGGAUUCAUCCAGCCAGAUGUCGGGACCCCAUCCAGUCCCAAGAGUGAAAUCCCCUCCUUUGGAGCCAAGGCUGACACCAGCAUGGUAGGAGGCAUUCCCUAGCAGUGCUCUGAGCAGCCCAGGGCCUGCUGUACCUGCUCCUCCUCCAGCCAGCACCUCCCCUCCUGCCAUCCCUGGGCCUGGGGCAGGCCAGCCCUGUGCUGCAGAGCUCCCAAAGACUCGCUGAGCCGCCGUUGCCUUUGGUUUUAUAUCUCUAUGUAAUUUAUUUAUUGGUUGUUGAUUUGUUUCACUGUGAUGUGACCUGUCUGGGCUUUGGACUGGCAGAGCCCAACAGCAUGCAAGACCCUCAGGCUGGUGCAGGAAGCAGGGUCUCCCUGCUGCACAAGGGGAGCAAAGAGCUCUGGGGGGGUUCUCCUGAGCUCCACGAGCAGCCUUGCCCUGUGCUGAUGUGGGGAGGAGCAGGACAGGGAGCAUCUGUCUCUUGACAGCCACCUUCUCACCUCAAGUGCUGCCAGAGCAGUUUCUGCUGCCCAGCAGCUGCUGUGCCUUGGUAUUUUGGGGCUGUUCAGCUUUGGGGCUGUUCAGCUGCAAGGAUUCUGGCUCCCAGCAGAUGUAGAAGUUGAUCCUGUUUCUGGCUGGUCACUGUGGGGUUGCUUGAGGAACCCUCUGUGUUUUGGCCCUGACAGUAAGACAAAGCCUUGCAGCCAGGAGUUGGGAUGAUCCUCCCUCUGCCAGGGAAGGAGGAACAUGCAGCAUCCUGUGGCUCUUCUCCAGAGAUGCCAGAUUUGGGAGCCUGAGUGGGCCAGGAAAGCUGGGUUAUGCCCUGCUGUGGGAGACCAAAAGGCAACAGAGAGGUGUGUGAGUUCCUGGGGGCUGCAGCCUCCCUGGGCUCAUCUGGCUGAGGAAGCAGAGAGGGGCCAGGGCCCCGAUAACCCCUCGUGGGCACGCAGUGGGGGUCUGUCCCCAGCACCCAGAACCACCCUGAGCACUAUCCCUGUGCAGAGAGGAGCCCCACACCCCCUCAGCAAUACUUGAAUUGUGUUCUUACAAGCUGCUGGAUCUUUUUGCACAACUUGUAGGUAUUUUGCUCUAUGUAGGAGGUUCCCUGGUCAGUGCAGGGUGGCACCAGCCCCGCAGCCUUUGUUGCCAAGGGGCCUCGGUUGGGUUGCCAUGGGUCUGACACGUCCCAGCCUCGGGCAGAGGCAGCCCCAGGGGCCAGGCUGAGGUGCAUCCCCGCUGCCUGGCUGCUCAGGGAGCUCGGGGAGGGCACGGAGGCAGCUGAACUUCUGCCGGGUCCCAGCAGGUGGCCCUCGGUCCCCGCUCCGCAGCCGGGGAUGCAGCGUCCGGAGGGACCCCCGGCCCUUCCCCGCCGGCCCUGCCUUUGAGGGGCUGGGGAGGGGGCAAAUCAGGGGCCAAACUCCUUCCUGUUUUUAUUUAAACCGGUUUCCUUUGUUACUCGACAUAAUAAAGUUCUAUUUUUGAAGA
Messenger RNA from Colius striatus (speckled mousebird), 2520 nucleotides. It is a transcript of the gene ZDHHC18, whose product is annotated as zinc finger DHHC-type palmitoyltransferase 18. The transcript has 8 exons. The record is from RefSeq and is a predicted model, not a curated record. Gene Ontology annotation, cellular component: Golgi apparatus; endoplasmic reticulum. Gene Ontology annotation, molecular function: protein-cysteine S-palmitoyltransferase activity. Gene Ontology annotation, biological process: protein targeting to membrane; peptidyl-L-cysteine S-palmitoylation. Bases 55 to 1137 code for a protein of 360 amino acids. Lineage: Eukaryota; Metazoa; Chordata; Aves; Coliiformes; Coliidae.